ACGUCAUGCCUCGCCUACACUUCAACUCCGCCAUUCCUACAAAUAAAUCCUUCAGAAUCACCGAAGCCCCUGAUUGAAUCCACAAAGCCCUCUAAAAUGCCCACAAUCCUCAUCGUCGGCGCAACUCGCGGCCUCGGAGCCAGCCUAGCCAAGCUCUAUGCUUCAGAUGCGAACAACGAAGUCCUCGCGACGGCAAGGUCCUCGAAUCCACCUGCGAAUACAAAGAACCUCACCUACAUCCCCGGACUCGACAUCGCGUCGCCCGAUGCCGGCAAGAAACUCCUCAGCUACCUCCACACGCGACCAAUCUCGCGCAUCGACACCGUGAUAAUCACAGCCGGCUACUUCGCGACCGAGACCCUCAAAGAGCCGUCUUUCGAAGCGCAGGAGAAAAUGUACCGGACCUGUACCAUCGGCCCCACGAUCCUCGUCACCGCGCUCGCAAACGACUCCGACAAACUGCUCUCCUCCGGGUCGAAAAUCAUCCUCGUCUCCUCAGAAAGCGGCAGCAUCACACUCCGGCACGAAAGCGAAGGCGGAGGUAACUACGGCCACCACGCCAGCAAAGCGGCGCUGAACAUGUGUGCCAAGUUGCUGAGCCUAGAUCUGAAGGACAGGGGUGUGGCGGUCGCGAGCGUGCAUCCGGGCUUCAUGCGCACGGAGAUGACGCGUAGUGUGGGCUUUGAUAAGUUCUGGGAUGCGGGAGGGGCGGUGACGCCGGAUGAGGCGGCGAAGAGCCUUGUAGAGUGGAUAGCGACGUUCGAUAUGUCGAAGACAGGGCAGUAUUGGGCGCCGAGGGGGGCUGGGGAUAUUGGAACCGCUGAGCCGGUGCUGGGUCCGAAGGAGAAGCUUCCGACGCCUCUGCAGCUGCCUUGGUAGAUGGGACGUCCUGGCCUCGGGUGGUAAUGGAGCCACGACGGGAGGCAUGACCAAGAGGAAAGUAAAGACUGUAAUUAUAUUCCGGCUGCUUGAUCGUUAUAUUGAUAUUACGCUAUAACUCCAAUUACCCU
Molecule: messenger RNA, 1010 nt
Organism: Trematosphaeria pertusa
Lineage: Eukaryota; Fungi; Ascomycota; Dothideomycetes; Pleosporales; Trematosphaeriaceae
Product: NAD(P)-binding protein
Exons: 4
Coding region: 97-879 (260 amino acids)
Molecular function (GO): oxidoreductase activity, acting on the CH-OH group of donors, NAD or NADP as acceptor
Source: RefSeq, a predicted model, not a curated record